UCCCCGGUGGGGAAGCAUCGGCGGCCGUGGCAGGAAGAAGGUGUGCGGGAGUGCGGGCGGGGACACGGGGACGCGGGGCGGCGGUAUUGUUGCCAUCAGGUGCUUCCUUGUUGACAGGGGCCGUUGGCGUGCCGGCUGAUUGACAUCCCGACGUCCCGCCUCCACUUCUACGAGUGCGAAAAAAAACAAGGCAGAAGCCGUCAAUCAGCGAGGUGGGAGCGCGAGCCCGUCACCGGGGAAACGGACGCAACCGGAGCCCGGGACUGACUGACUGUCAGUGUCAGGGCGAGUGCGGCUGGAGCUCGCCGCGUUCACUUGCUUGCAAUCAAAGAUACUAGAGGAGCUCUUUGCUUGCAAUAUUCCGGCUCGCAUUCAAGUCCCGCAUCUGCAACUCCAGCGCAUCUCUCUCAUGGAUUGGUCGAGAUAACAUCAGAGGCGCAGAAAUGUAAAUGUUGCGGCUUUUCGAUACGUUUUGUUCCUGUGUUGCGUGCUCAGAAGGAUUUCGGUUGGUGGCAGUAGUUGGUUCGUGUGCAGGAGGGACUGUCACAAUUAUAGCGGGAGGUUUGCAACACGUAUUUGGAUUUUGUUUUGCAAUUUAACAGUAUAAUUUAUAUACCAUGCACGUUGUGGACGAUCGCCGUUUCCUUUCUUUUAAUUUAAAGAAUUGAAAGUCGACCUUGCCCUGUUUAGUUUUGUUUUUGCAAGUUGUUGUUUUUUUAACGAGAAAGCCAUGGCGGAAGGAAAGGCGGAACGCGGUGUCCCGUCCCUGGUGCCUUCGUGUUCUGUUUCGCCCUCCUGGGCCAAAAAGGAGGGAGUUGAAGCUGUGUCAAACGGAGACUGUGUGGGAGAAGAGCCGGUGACUGCAGCGGUAGGCGUCCUACCAUCAAAUCCCGGAGCAGACACAUGCACACCUUCACCAGUAACAGCACCAUCCCAAGAUGGAAAACCAGGCAUACCUCGCAGGAGCAGCAUCAUUAAGGAUGGCAGCAGGCAACGAAGAGAGAGAAAGAAAACUGUCUCCUUCAGCAGCAUGCCGACAGAGAAGAAGAUCAGUAGUGCCAGCGACUGCAUCAAUUCAAUGAUUGAUGGAUCUGAACUUAAAAAGAUUCGCUCAAAUUCCAGAGUCUAUCAUCGUUAUUUCCUUUUGGAUACAGACAUGCAAUCCCUUAGAUGGGAUCCUUCAAAAAAAGAAUCUGAUAAAGCGAAGAUUGACAUAACGUUAAUCAAGGAGGUUCGAACGGGAAGAAAUACCGAAAUGUUCCGUACCAAUGCUAUUUAUGAUCAUAUUUCAGAAGAAUGUGCGUUUUCAAUAAUAUAUGGUGAAAACUACGAGUCACUGGACCUGGUAGCUAACUCUGCAGAUGUAGCAAAUAUUUGGGUUACUGGCUUACGGUACCUAAUCUCUUAUGGGAAGCACACACUGGAUAUGAUAGUGAGCAGUCACAAUAAUAUGCGGGCUUCGUGGCUUUCAAGUGUUUUUGCAUCAGCUGAUUCAAAGGGUAUGGGACACAUCCCAUUUAGCAAAUCUGUGCAACUUGUUAAAAGUCUAAACUCUGGGCUAAAAAAUACCAAAAUCGAAUUGAAAUUCAAAGAAUUGCACAAAGCAAAAGGGAUAACAGGAACAGAUGUUACUAAAGAGGAACUUAUUGAAGUUUAUCACGAGCUUUGCACGAGACCAGAAAUAUAUUUUUUGUUAGUCCAAUUUUCAAGCAAUAAAGAAUUUCUAGAUACCAAGGACCUAAUGAUGUUUUUGGAGGCGGAGCAAGGAAUGCCACACGUUACAGAACAAAUGAGCAUGAAUAUUAUUCAGAAGUAUGAACCAUCAAAGGAAGGGCAGGAGAAAGGCUGGCUUUCCUUAGAUGGUUUUACUAAGUACCUAAUUUCACCUGAAUGCCAUAUAUUUGACCCAGAGCACAAGAAGGUUUGUCAGGAUAUGACACAGCCAGUGUCUCAUUAUUACAUUAAUGCUUCACACAACACAUACUUGAUUGAGGACCAGUUCCGAGGUCCCUCAGACAUCACAGGAUAUAUUCGUGCUCUGAAAAUGGGGUGUCGAAGUAUUGAAGUGGAUGCAUGGGAUGGCCCUGACAAUGAACCCAUCAUCUAUACAGGCCACACAAUGACAUCUCAAAUAGUCUUCCAUCGUGUUAUUGAUGCCAUUAACAAAUAUGCUUUUGUUGCAUCAGAAUACCCUUUGAUUUUAUGUCUGGAAAAUCACUGUUCAAUUAAACAACAGAAAGUGAUGAUCCAACAUAUGAAAAAGAUCUUGGGAGACAAACUGUAUACAAAACCCCCAACUGUUGACGACAGUUACUUACCCUCUCCAGAAGCCUUUAAGCACAAAAUUUUGUUAAAGGCGAAAAAGCUGCCAGAAAAUUGCAUAGGCCUUGAGGGCAAUAUUACAGAUGAAGAUGAAGGAGCAGAAAUGUCAACUAGGGUGACAGAUGAGAAUACAGAUCAGCAGAAUAUAGCCCCCAAAAGAUUUCUGCUUUGCAAAGAGCUCUCUGACAUGGUGAGUCUUUGCAAAUCUGUUAUGUUUAAGGACUUCACAAAGUCACUUCAAAAUCAGAAAUUCUGGGAAUUUUGUUCAUUCAAUGAAGUAAUCGCUAAUAGACUUGCAAACGAAUACCCAAAGGACUUUGUGAAUUACAAUAAACGUUUUCUCGCCAGAAUAUAUCCAAAUCCAAUGAGGAUAGAUUCAAGCAACAUGAAUCCUCAGGACUUUUGGAAGUGUGGUUGCCAAGUAGUGGCAAUGAAUUACCAGACACCCGGUUUAAUGAUGGACCUUAACAUUGGGUGGUUCCGUCAAAAUGGGAAUUGUGGAUAUGUACUUCGACCUGCCAUCAUGAGAGACGAGGUGUCCUAUUUUAGUGCCAAUACUAAAGAUUCAGUGCCAGGUGUUUCUCCUCAAUUACUCCACAUAAAAAUCAUUAGUGGCCAAAACUUUCCAAAACCCAAAGGCUCAGGUUCUAAAGGUGAUGUUGUUGAUCCCUAUGUGUAUGUGGAGAUCCAUGGGAUACCUGCAGACUGUGCAGAACAAAGGACUAAAACCGUUAAUCAAAAUGGAGAGAACCCUAUUUUUGACGAAAGCUUUGAAUUCCAGAUUAAUCUUCCGGAACUAGCAAUGGUACGAUUUGUGGUCCUGGAUGAUGACUACAUUGGAGAUGAGUUCAUUGCUCAGUAUACAAUCCCUUUUGAAUGCUUGCAAGCGGGAUACAGACAUGUGCCACUUCAGUCACUGACUGGUGAAGUUCUACCAUUUGCCUCAUUAUUUGUCCAUGUGGCAAUAACUAACCGUAGAGGCGGAGGGAAACCUCACAAACGCGGUCUUUCCAUGAGGAAAGCUAAGAAGUCAAGAGAGUAUGCGAGCAUGAGAACAAUCUUGAUAAAACCUAUAGAUGAAGUAUUCAAGAAUGUUGUCCAGCAAUUACGGGAAGCAACUGAUCUUCGAGAAAACAUGCAGGUUGCAAUAGUUUCCUUCAAGGAAAUAUGUGGCGUAUCCCCAGUUUCUAAUCUAAUACAGUGCUUUAUGGCCUUGUCAACACUGCUCAACAGUGAUAACAUUCCAAUUGUGGUACUGAAUCUGAAAGAUGAUUACCCGUCAAUGGAGCCACAAGGAGUGAUCCCUGAGGUGCUGAAGAAAGUAGUCACUGCAUAUGAGGUGAUGAUUCAGACAACCAAAGCUUUACUAGAAAAUGGUGAUGGGGUAUGUGAAAAGAUAUUGCAGUAUCAAAGAGCAGCCAUGGACUUCCAUGAAAAUCUGAACAAUAUUGGAAUUAAAGAAGGCCUUAAAGGAAGAAAGCUUCAUAAAGCUAUUGAGAGCUUUACAUGGAACAUCACUAUUCUUAAGGGGCAAGCUGAUCUGCUGAAGCAUGCUAGAAUUGAAGCAUUGGACAACCUGAAGCAAAUCCAUUAUGCUGCAGUGUCUUGUGGUCUGAACAAGCCAGGCACUGGGAAUGCAGAACCGUCCAAGACAAGGCGAAGCCUCGAGGCCAUACCUGAGAAGGAAGGUGUGGAUAUUGGAUCUGGGGACCAAGCUGCAGAAUGUCACAACAAUACAACCACUGAAAAAUCCAUCAAAGCUGCCAAAUGAAAGCAAUCAUGUGUAACAUUUGGUUUGCACUUGAAAGCCUUCUCGGGUUGGUUGGUUUUAAUACUUUGGGAAUUCUAAAGCACAAUUCUGAGUCUUGGUAUAAUGUGACAAAUGGAGCAAUGAAUGUAACACUUCUCCAAGUGAAAACAUACUACUAGUGAUGGAAAAUUACUACUGCUCUCAACAAGCUGCGGACUUGCCAUUGAAUGUUCAUCUGCCAAACUAAUAUGUAUAUAUGAUGUCACAAAUAAUCAGUUAAAGUGUAACUUUUUUUCUAGUAACUUAUGCUGCCUUUUUACAUUCUUUUUGUAAAUGUAACAUUUCUCUAGAUACCUAAAAUACAUGUCUGCAUUUAAGUACAAAAUAGUUGUUAUACAGAAGAAUAUGUGAAGUAUAUAUAAAUACAAGUGUCUGUGUGAAACCACCUAAACAUUGCAAAGCUUGUUGAGCCAUAAGUGGAAUCACGAAUCAUUGAUUGUGGUCACUGAGCAUCAGUGCACUUUACAAUGACCAUUAAUCAAGGAAAAGCUGGAUAAAUUCUACUGUAAAUCCUGCCCUAUAGAGAUAAUUGUUAAUGUUAAACAAAAACAUUUGAAGUGCUUGUACCCAGCUUGUACCCAGGUGACCAAAUAGGCAGCAGCUUUUUUGCAAGUUGUUGUAAUAUAUAUAUAUAUAUAUGUUUUAUUUCACAAAGUGGAAAAGUUAGGCUUAUUAAUUUCCACAAGAAAGGAUUCCAAGUUAUUCAAGCAGUGCACUACCAGCAGCCAUGAUCUUCCAUAUUGCUGAAUGUAUCUGAUUCACUGGGAAAUAAAGGCAAUUCUUUCAUCUCUUUCGUACGAACACAAGAAAAUAUGAACAGGAAUGGGCAACCAAGCCACAAGCUUGCCCAGCCAUUCAUGAUAUGAUUAUGGCUGAUCUAUGUUGGCCUCGUCCUCUUCUGUGCCAGUUCCUCCUAACUCAAUUCCCUGGCCUUUCCCUGGCCUUUCAAACAUUUGCCUUUCUCCAUAUUAAACGUAUCAAAUAUCUGCCCUCCACCACCUUUGGGACAGAGAAUUCCAGAGAUUCAUUCCUCUCUAAGAGAAGAACCUCAGUGUUAAGUGACUAGCCCUAAAUUUUGUAGUUCUGUCCCUUGUUCAUGACUCUCCCACUAUUGGAAACAUCUCCACAUUUACCCUGUCAAGCCCUUAAAAUAAUAAAAUAUAAUUAUUUUAUAUAUUUGAAUAAAUGUAUUAUUUUUCUAAAUUUCAAGACAUAUAGACCCAACCUGUCCAGGCCCUCGAUAGGACAACAUUGUGGGAAUUCACUCUGAAUUAUUUGAAAACAACAAUAUAAAAUAAAAUGUUAAUAUCAUCAUUGUUGGCAGUCUUGAACCAAUCAAACAGUUGUUGGGUUAUAGAACGGAGCAGCAACAAAAGUUUGCAUUUAAAAAAAAAUAAAGUCCAUUUGAAAU
Amblyraja radiata (thorny skate) is the source of this 5543-nucleotide messenger RNA. RefSeq names its product phospholipase C like 2 (gene plcl2). The record is from RefSeq and is a predicted model, not a curated record. Lineage: Eukaryota; Metazoa; Chordata; Chondrichthyes; Rajiformes; Rajidae. Gene Ontology annotation, biological process: phosphatidylinositol-mediated signaling; release of sequestered calcium ion into cytosol; phosphatidylinositol metabolic process. The transcript is spliced from 6 exons. The coding region runs from base 731 to 4093 and encodes 1120 amino acids. Gene Ontology annotation, molecular function: phosphatidylinositol-4,5-bisphosphate phospholipase C activity.